Messenger RNA from Ananas comosus (pineapple), 2911 nucleotides. RefSeq lists its product as uncharacterized. The record is from RefSeq and is a predicted model, not a curated record. Gene Ontology annotation, molecular function: protein kinase activity; ATP binding. NCBI's taxonomy places the organism in Eukaryota, Viridiplantae, Streptophyta, Magnoliopsida, Poales, Bromeliaceae. Bases 314 to 2788 code for a protein of 824 amino acids. The transcript has 16 exons. Gene Ontology annotation, biological process: protein phosphorylation.
AUUUCUUAUGACAAGUAAAGCUUUCAUUGUGCGGGCUGAGCCCCGUCACGACUCACGACCGCAGGGAUCGCGCUGCUGCGGCCGCCGCCGCCGUGUCUCUCUGGCAGCCAUCCGUUCCCUCGAUCGAUCUUCUUCCCCUCCGCAUUUUGUAGGCCCCACCUAUCUGUUUCAUCUGUCUGCUCGGGGGCGCCCAAGCGGCCGAGCCCGAGUUUGAGCCCAAGCCCGAGCCCGAACACGAGCAGCCUACUGACCUCCUCCGCCUCCGCUGCAUUUGCACAAUCACAGAAACGGCGAUUUUCGCAGGCGGAGGCCCAUGGCGGUGCUGUCAGUGCUGCCGCGCCCCACCGCCCUCGUCCGCCCGACCUCGGCGGCGAAGCAGACGGCGGAGGAGCGCGGAGCCAUGCGGGAGGUCCUCCGAGUGGUCCGUCGCGACACCGACUUCCUCCGCUCGGCCGCCGCUCCGCUCCGCAAGGCUGCUGCCGACAUCUUCUGGCUCCGCUUCCUCGAAGAUCCUGAACGCGCUCCCCGCCGCCCUCCUCCUGCUAGUGCUAGCCGUGCUACUGCUGCCCCGCCACUGCUCCCCUCCUCCUAUCCGUCAGGUUUAUCCUGUGUGGAUCUGAUGAUGGCUGAUCUUAAAGCUUUGAAGUUGUAUUUUAGUUAUUGGCGCGAAUCUUGGAAGAUUUGGUCUAUUCCUCUCCCUGAGGUAUAUGAACCACAAAUGGUUGCUGACUAUUUCAGUUGUCGGCCUCACGUCUUGGCAUUCCGCAUCAUUGAGAUAUUCUCUUCAUUUGUCUUUGCUGCCAUAAAAUUGCGAACAUCUGGAAGAAUCAAGUUUAGGAGGCAUGGCUCGAGAAAGGAUGAAGGCUACGACAUCCCAAAAUUCUAUAUCGGCCAGCUUAUUAAGGAAACAUUGCUGAACCUUGGGCCAACUUUCAUUAAAGUAGGGCAAUCUCUCUCUACAAGGCCAGAUAUAAUUGGACCAGAGAUUUCUGAGGCACUGUCUGAGUUACAUGAGAAAGUUCCUCCUUUCCCUAGAGAUGUCGCUAUGAAGAUUAUAGAAACAGAAUUAGGAUGCCCAAUAGAUAGCAUAUAUAGCUAUAUUUCUGAUGAACCUAUCGCUGCAGCUUCAUUUGGCCAGGUUUAUUGGGGUUGCACUGUUGAUGGUGCUGUUGUGGCUAUAAAGGUGCAGCGGCCAAACUUGCUUCAUUCUGUUGUGCGGGACAUAUAUAUCCUACGUCUUGGGCUUGCCCUCUUGAGGAAGGUAGCAAAGCGGAAAAGUGAUCCUUCGCUUUAUGCUGAUGAACUAGGUAAAGGUUUUGUUGGUGAGUUAGACUACACGAUCGAAGCAGCAAAUGCUUCCAAAUUUCUGGAAACUCAUUCAAGAUACUCAUUUAUGCUGGUUCCGAAGGUGUUCAGACAAUUUACUAGAAAAAGAGUUUUGACUAUGGAGUGGGUGAUAGGUAGAAGCCCCAGUGAGUUGCUUUUGCUAUCCAGAGGACUGGAUGAUCGUCCUACUCAGUACUCAGAGAGACGGAAGUUGGAGGCAAAUGCAUGCCUUCUUGAUCUGGUCAACAAAAGUGUGGAAGCAACAUUAGUUCAACUUCUUGAGACAGGCUUAUUACAUGCUGAUCCACAUCCUGGGAACUUGCGUUAUACACCUGAAGGGCGUAUUGGGUUUCUCGAUUUUGGUUUGCUUUGUUUGAUGGAGAAGAGACAUCAGUUUGCUAUGCUUUCAAGCAUAGUGCAUAUUGUGAAUGGGGACUGGGGUGCACUUGUUUAUGAUUUGACCGAAAUGGAUGUUGUACCGGCAGGAACUAAUCUCCGUCGUGUUACAUUGGAUUUAGAAGGGGCUUUGAGUGAGGUAUCAUUGAAUGAUGGAAUUCCGGAGAUCAAGUUUAGUAAGGUUCUUGCUAAAAUCUGGUCUGUAGCACUUAAAUAUCAUUUUCGGAUGCCGCCAUAUUAUACCUUGGUCUUGCGAUCUGUGGCUUCCUUAGAAGGAUUGGCUGUGGCAGCAGAUCAGAACUUCAAGACAUUUCAAGCUGCAUAUCCUUAUGUUGUCCGGAAACUUAUUUACGAUAAUUCAGCUGCUACAAGGAGAAUCUUGUACUCGGUUGUCUUCAACAAAAGCAAGGAACUACAGUGGCCGAAGAUUCUGCUGUUUCUAAAACUAUGUUCAGAGAGUGAUGCUAGGAAAAGCAGAAAGGAUGUGAAUAUGCCAAUCAUGGGAGAAAGCAGUAGACCCUCUGGAUAUGACCUGGGUGCACAGGAAGGAGUACUUGAGAUUUCCAACCUAAUAUUGAGGCUUUUAUCGUCAAAGGAUGGUACGGUGAUACGAAGACUUCUCAUGUCUGCGGAUGGAAGGUCUUUAGCCCAAGUUGUAGUUUCCGAAGAUGCAGUUUUCUUGCGGCAAUUUGUUGGUAGGGCCCUGGCUGAUGUCAUUUACCAGUGGAUGAGUGAGGCUACGGGAGUAUAUAAAGCAGUAAAUCAACCCAAUAAAUGCUUUGUGGCUGAAGACAUGCAAGAGAGAGACAGGGAUCAUCUGUCAUCGACACUUCCCUCGACUUUGUUGCAUGCUGUCAUGAGGGACCGCCGGCUGAAAGUUAUAUUCUACAAAGUGCUGAAAGAUGUAAGAAGAGAUCCAGUAUUGAUGCUCAGAGUGGGCUGUAGUUUCUUCGCAAUCUUGGCCAGAGCUGCUAUCCUCGGGUUCCAUCGUUACGUUGUUAAUUUGUCUGAAGGGUACUUAUCAUCUUUGUCAUUUGGAUGGAGGCGAGCACUAAGCAUUGUAUAGAAAGUUAUUUGCGAGUAUAUGAAUCUAGCUAGAUCAGACUGAUCAGUAGAUGAAAAACAGAGAAUGUUGCCCCUUUGUCCUUGUGAAGUUUCAAACUCCCUAUUUAUUCUUUGUUUUGAUUUU